AUGUCACCAAAUCAUUCUGGUCCCCCGGACGCCAAAAGCUGCUGGGCUGAUGAUCUUGGCGAUCCCGCAUGGCCGUCGGCGGAUGGCACGAGAUUACAUCUAGGCCAUUUGCGCACACGGCACCACCUCUCACAAUCUUCUUCCGUCAAUCAUAAUCUCGUCUUCAACUCAAGCUCCGGCGCCGCGAGGACUUCAGAAGGCUUGGAGGCUUCACAAGGUCACGACGGCGCCGCGACAACGUCAUCGCGUCGCGAUCUGCUCGUCAUCGCGGCAAGGUGCGCAGGUUUCGUGGAGGGGAGGCCGCGGGUGUUAUCACCUUUUCCCUUCCGUCUCUCUCUCUGUCUUGUCUCCUCAGAUCAAUGGAGGAGGAGCACAACGGACGGGAGGUCGUGGCUGGAGGAACGAAACCAAGGGUUUCGUGGAGGGGAGGCCGCGGGUGUUAUCACUUUUUCCCUUCUGUCUCUCUCUCUGUCUUGUCUCCUCGGAUCAAUGGAGGAGGAGCACAACGGACGGGAGGUCGUGGCUGGAGGAACGAAACCAAGGUCAAUAGAGGAGGAGCACAACGGACGGGAGGUCGUGGCAGGCUCCACGAAACCAAGGUGCGCAGGUUUCGUGGAGGGGAAGCCGCUGGAGCUUUCACCGUUUCUCCCUCUCCUUCCUUUCCAGGUCAUGGCGGAGGAGCCGAAGAACGGCAAGGCACGGCACUGCUCGUCACGGCACGGCACUUCUGAAGAGUGA
Closterium sp. Yama58-4 is the source of this 738-nucleotide messenger RNA. NCBI's taxonomy places the organism in Eukaryota, Viridiplantae, Streptophyta, Zygnematophyceae, Desmidiales, Closteriaceae. The record is from the annotation of a GenBank genome assembly.